Molecule: messenger RNA, 1820 nt
Organism: Amborella trichopoda
Lineage: Eukaryota; Viridiplantae; Streptophyta; Magnoliopsida; Amborellales; Amborellaceae
Product: (3S,6E)-nerolidol synthase 1
Biological process (GO): diterpenoid biosynthetic process
Molecular function (GO): magnesium ion binding; terpene synthase activity
Source: RefSeq, a predicted model, not a curated record
UCCUCUCUCUCCCAAUGGAUAAUGUCCCGCUCCCUGGUCUUACAAGAAGCACCCCAAGUUUUCACACAAAAAAACAUGAGAAUUCAUGUGAUUUCUCCAAUAAUGACCUCCACUUUAAUGGUUACGAGGUUGAUUUCAAUAUUGCCUGGUUCAAUGACAUGAAGAAAAAUUUGAUGAGGAUGAUUACUGCCACCAUUGAUGACACAGAAACCAUGGUUUUAAUCGACAAUAUCCAACGGCUCAGCAUAUCCUACCAUUUUGAGGCUGAAAUCGGAGAAAGAUUAGAUCGCAUUUAUAGGAGUGGUAUUGUAGGCGACUGCGAUGACGACCUAUAUAUUGUUUCUUUAGGAUUUCGACUCCUCAGACAGCACGGAUAUAGAGUGUCAGCAGAUGUGUUCAACAAAUUCAAGGAUGAAAGUGGAAAUUUCAAUUCAUGCUUGAGCAAAGAUGUUAUAGGCAUCUUGAGUCUAUAUGAAGCUUCACACCUUGGCAUACAAGGAGAAGAGUACAUGGAUGAAGCUUUAGCUUUCAGUCUUAAGCACCUUAAAGCAUCGGGGUCUCGACUCGAGCCCGAACUUGCUAAAACUGUCAAGCAUGCGCUCGAGCUGCCCAUGCACUUUCGCAUGCCAAGGUUAGAAUCCAUGUAUUACAUAAAAGUCUCUGAAAGAGACCUUGGUAGAAACCAGGAUUUGUUAGAAUUUGCAGUAAUGGAUUUCAAUAUGGUGCAAGCAAUGCAUAAGCAGGAGUUGAAAGAAGUCACAAGGUGGUGGAGGGACCUGGGUUUGGCAGAUAUGCUAACAUUUGCACGGGAUAAAAUACAUGAAUGGUUCAUGUGGCCUGUUGUUAUUUCGUCGGAGUCUGAGUUUUCUGUGGGUAGAGUUGAUCUCACCAAAGUCGUAGCCUUCAUUCAUAUCAUUGAUGAUAUUUACGACAUUUAUGGAACCUUAGAUGAACUACAACAAUUUACGGAUGCAAUAAAAAGAUGGGAUCCAAUGGUUACGCGUGGGCUACCUGAGUACAUGAAAACAUGUUAUUUAGUGUUAUAUGAUGUCGCCAGUGAUAUAUCUUUUAAGAUAUUCAAGAAUCAUGGGCUUAAUGUCAUGGGCCACUUGAGACAAGCGUGGACUUCCCUAUGUGAGGCAUUCUUAGUGGAAGCGACAUGGUUUAACUGUGGGUACGUGCCAAGCAAAGAAGAAUAUUUGAAGAAUGGAGUGACGAGUUCAGGUGUACACGUGGCGUUAGUUCAUGCUUUCCUUCUUUUAAGUCCCCACGUAACGCGGGAGACUGUGGAACUUGCAAGCCACAAUUCUCAACUCAUUCUUUCACCGGCUUCAAUACUGCGCCUGUGGGAUGAUUUGUCAGCCACUGUGGAUGAAAAGGAGAGGGGAUAUGAUCCUUCCUACAUCGAGUGCUACAUCAAGCAACACAAGGAUGAAACCGAAGAAAACGCUAAACAACACACAAGAGACUUGAUUGCCACUAUGUGGAAGAAACUCAACCAAGAAUGCCUCGACCCAAGUCCUUUCCCACACUCCAUCACAAAGAUGGCCUUGAAUAGCUCUCGAAUGGUCCAAGUCAUGUACCAAUCUGAGAUUGAUUCAGUUGGUUCUACUCUUAAGGACCAAAUGAAGUCACUGCUUCUUGAACCCAUGUCUCUAAAUUCUUAACUUUUCCAUUACGCAUUUAGAAUACCUAUGCGUAAUGAAAAUUCGGUAAAAAUAUGCUUUUAGUUCCUUUUCAUGUAAUUCUUUUCACUAAGGACCAAGUAAAAUAAGGACAAAAAUAAUUGGAUCAGUGUGAUUUCUGAUCAGUUAAGGCUA